AAUUCGCGCUUUGCAGUUUUAUCUCUACUCCUCCCUAGUUUCAGGAAUCUUCUCCAUACGAACAAAAUUCGUCGCCGGAGAUCGGAAGCUAAAACAGGAAGAAAUGGCGUCGCUCGGUUUCAACCUCGGCUUCUACUUCUCCGAUGUAAAAAAUCAGCGGCAUCGAAUAGUUUCCGGAAGUGGGAGGGCUCGCGUUUUCUCGUGUAGCUCUUCUUCUCAAGCCUCUCCGCCGGGGAUCUCUGCCGCGACGCCUCCUGAGAUAGAGCUCGAGUUCUUCGGUCCGAAGCCUGGGAGCGAUGGGUCGUAUCCGGCGGAUAAAGCGAAAGCUGUGAGCGGCGAGAAGCUUCUGAGAAACAUUAUGCAGGAGAACAAAAUCGAGCUGUACGCUACUUACGGCAAAGUGAUGAACUGUGGAGGUGGGGGAAGCUGUGGAACAUGCAUUGUGGAGAUACUAGACGGCAGAGAUCUUCUGAACGAGAGAACUGAUACAGAAAACCGGUAUCUGAAAAAGAAGCCGGAAUCUUGGAGACUCGCAUGUCAAACAAUAGUAGGGAACAAAGAAAACUCAGGAAAGGUUGUCGUUCAGCGGAUUCCGCAGUGGAAGAAGUGAAUCCUAUGUAAGGCUCUAUUCGUUCAGCUCGUAUUUUUUUAAAAAAGAGCUGCCCCCAAAAGCCAUAUAUAUUAUUAGUUUUCUGUUUGUAUAUCUUCCUAAAAACCUCGACUCAACUAUGUAUAAAGUUAUAAACUGGAAAAGCUUUUGAAUGAACCAGUUUGAGAUUAUCA
This is a messenger RNA of Eutrema salsugineum, 783 nucleotides long. RefSeq names its product photosynthetic NDH subunit of subcomplex B 3, chloroplastic. Bases 104 to 610 code for a protein of 168 amino acids. Gene Ontology annotation, cellular component: mitochondrion. Gene Ontology annotation, biological process: P450-containing electron transport chain. Gene Ontology annotation, molecular function: 2 iron, 2 sulfur cluster binding. The transcript is spliced from 6 exons. The record is from RefSeq and is a predicted model, not a curated record. NCBI's taxonomy places the organism in Eukaryota, Viridiplantae, Streptophyta, Magnoliopsida, Brassicales, Brassicaceae.